This is a messenger RNA of Marmota monax (woodchuck), 2675 nucleotides long. It is a transcript of the gene Tmem130, whose product is annotated as transmembrane protein 130. The record is from RefSeq and is a predicted model, not a curated record. Bases 136 to 1443 code for a protein of 435 amino acids. NCBI's taxonomy places the organism in Eukaryota, Metazoa, Chordata, Mammalia, Rodentia, Sciuridae. The transcript is spliced from 8 exons.
CGAGGCGAGGACGAGCGAGCGCGGCGCCCGCACCUCUCAGCACAGCCCGUGACGCGCGCCCAGAGGAGCGGCUACCGAGCUCGAGCCCGGCUCCCUCCUCGUCCCCUCCGCGCUCCUGCAGCGCCAGGCCUCGCCAUGGCCCCCGUGGUCUGGUCUCACGUCGGUCGCAUCCUCUGGCUCGCUUGCCUCCUGCCUUUAGCCCCAGCGAGGGUGGCGGCAGGCAUGUAUGAACUCAAUCUGACCACCGAUGGGCCUGCCAGUACAGGAGCAGAGGUGACCAUCUCAGCCAGCCUGGUGGCCAAGGACAAUGGCAGCCUGGCACUGCCCACUGAUGCCCAUCUCUACCGCUUCCACUGGAUCCACACCCCACUUGUGCUCACUGGCAAGAUGGAGAGCGAUCUCAGCUCGACCAUCCGCGUGGUGGGCAAUGUGCCUGGGGAGUUCCCCGUCUCUGUCUGGGUCACUGCUGCUGACUGCUGGAUGUGCCAUCCAGUGGCCAGGAACUUUGUUGUCCUGCCCAUCACAGAGUUCCUCGUGGGGAACAUCGUGGUUGCCCAGAACACCUCCCUGCCCUGGCCCAGCUCCUACCUCACCAAGACAGUUCUUAAAGUCUCCUUCCUCCUUCAUGACCCAAGCAACUUCUUCAAGACAGCCUCCUUUCUCUACAGCUGGGACUUCGGAGAUGGGACCCAGAUGGUGACCGAAGACUCCGUGGUCUAUUAUAACUAUUCGAUUAUUGGAACCUUCACUGUGAAGCUCAAGGUGGUGGCCGAGUGGGAGCAGGCAAAGCCAGACGCCACCAACGGCAUUGUGCAGAAGACCGGUGACUUCUCUGCCUCACUGAAGCUGCAGGAAACCCUUCGAGGCAUCCAGGUUUUGGGGCCCACCAUAAUUCAGACCUUCCAAAAGAUGACAGUGACCUUGAACUUCCUGGGGAGCCCACCUCUGACCAUGUGCUGGCGGCUCAAGCCCGAGUGCCUGCCCCUGGAGGAAGGAGAGUGCCACCCCGUGUCUGUGGCCAGCACAGCUUACAACCUGACCCACACCUUCCGCGAUCCUGGGGACUACUGCUUCAGCAUCCGGGCUGAGAAUGUCAUCAGCAAGACACAUCAGUAUCACAGGAUCCAGGUGUGGCCCUCCAGCAUCCAGCCGGCUGUCUUUGCAUUCCCAUGUGCCACACUUAUCACUGUGAUGCUGGCCUUCAUCAUGUACAUGACCCUGCGAAAUGCCACUCAGCAGAAGGACAUGGUGGAGGUGGCUGAUUUUGACUUUUCCCCCAUGUCUGACAAGAACCCGGAGCCGCCCUCUGGGGUCAGGUGCUGCUGCCAGAUGUGCUGUGGGCCCUUCUUGCUGGAGACUCCAUCUGAGUACCUGGAAAUUGUCCGAGAGAACAACGGUCUGCUCCCACCCCUCUACAAGUCUGUCAAAACUUACACUGUGUGAGCGUCCCCUGCCUAUCCUGACUCAGUGUUGACCGAUUGCCAACUGGGAACUUCAAGGAGAGUGGUGUGCGUCACAGAGCAGGAGGAGUUCAUGUGUGGGGGGCAGUUUGCCCAGGCCAGCCAUCCCAUCUGUAUAGUCCAGCUAUUGCUGCAAGCCCCUCUCAGUUACCCAACCCCCAGCCACUCUCCCAUCUGUACAGUCCAGCUACUGCCAUAGCUCUAGUCACCCCACCAACCCUCUGCCAAGCGGGACUCUUAACACUUGGCAUGUUCCCUUUUGACUUUCCCAGGUGGAUCUGGUUACCACUCACCCAUUCCUCUCAUGUUGGUACAUCUACCUUCUUUCAGGAAUUCAUGUUUCCCUUCCCAGGGCAGCCCGGCUGAUGCCAGAGGGCUAGGAAGGAGGUCUCAGGUGACUUAGGAUACACAGUGAAAGAUCAUAGCUGGGUACAAUCACGGAGAGGAAUACAUACACAGGGAGAGAUACGUGUCACAUGGGCAUCACAAAUAAUUUGCUCUCUAUUUAUUUGUUCCACUGCUGGGAGGCACCUGAACUAGAACUGGAACCCAGGUGAAAUUUGAACCCCCCCACUCAGCCCUUGUAGCUCCUGGAUCUGGCCUCUCCAUUUGUGCUGUGUCUCUGAAGCUCCCUGAUCCCAUUAUGAGGCCAUGUUACCCUGACUUUCUUGCUGGGGAUGGAGUAGGAGAAGGAAGAACACUUCCGGAGCACAGAAUGAUUUAUAAAUUCACCUUCUUUUAUUGAGACCCAUAAGUUCAAUGUCCAUUGAGGGAAAACCUUGCAGCAAAAGGAGAGAAUGGAGCCAGUGGGGACUUGGGUUCCCAGUGUGUGUCUGGAGAGGGUGCACUUUGCCUAUCCAGCUGCUCCCAAGGUGACCUUGAGAAGGAAGAAAUGGGAGGGUUACAGCCCCCCUCUCCUCCCCUCUAGCCUAGUGACCUGGGGGACACAGAACAGGUACCCAGGGAGAUGAUGAUCAGGCCCAGGUGCAACCGUCCAGGUGUGCCAGGGGCAGCCUGCACCUGUUGGGGAGAGAAGGGCAGGACCGUGGGGGUAAGGCUCUGUUGCUGUGACCGUUUGCUCUCAGACUUCCAUGCUGAAAAUAGCAUUCACAAUGUCAUGCAGCUCAUUCCCAUGAAACACUGCCAUCGUCCCCAAAUAAAGCUUAAGUGCUCUGAAUAUCGCCAAGCACACCGGGUGUGGCAGAAUCUCUUUUU